UCUUCGUAUCAUAGCGUGGAAAAUAGCAUACCUGUUUUGUUUCAUGUACAGGUGAACAUAUCUGGUAAUGAACUUUGCUUAAUGACUUCUCACCUGGAGAGCACUAGAGAUCACUCAAAGGAGCGUAUGAAGCAACUGCAAAUAGUGUUAAACAAAAUGCAGGAGGAGUCUGAGUCCACCACGGUUAUAUUUGGGGGGGAUACAAACCUCAGAGACAGCGAGGUGGCUAAAGUAGGUGGCUUACCUAAAAACGUCACGGAUAUCUGGGAGUUCCUGGGCAAACCCCAGCACUGCCGCUACACGUGGGACACAAGCUCCAAUACCAACCUGCGCCUAGAGAGUAAAUGCAAGCUGCGCUUUGAUCGCCUUUACUUUCGGCCUGCAGCAGAGGGGGGACAUAUCAUUCCACAAAAUAUGGACUUGAUUGGGUUAGAAAAACUGGACUGUGGCAGAUUCCCAAGUGAUCACUGGGGUCUUCUGUGUCGCUUUGAUGUGAUAUUAUAAUGAACAGGGCUUGUGGUGUUUGGUUUUAAGGGUUCUGUUUUUAAGAAAGUUUACACUCCCAGUUUAAGCUGACAGUUGACAGUUCCAACCAUAGCAAAUCCUCUGCUUUGGGCU
Molecule: messenger RNA, 618 nt
Organism: Lagopus leucura (white-tailed ptarmigan)
Lineage: Eukaryota; Metazoa; Chordata; Aves; Galliformes; Phasianidae
Product: tyrosyl-DNA phosphodiesterase 2-like
Exons: 2
Biological process (GO): double-strand break repair
Cellular component (GO): cytoplasm; PML body
Molecular function (GO): single-stranded DNA binding; 5'-tyrosyl-DNA phosphodiesterase activity
Source: RefSeq, a predicted model, not a curated record